Molecule: messenger RNA, 1305 nt
Organism: Camponotus floridanus (Florida carpenter ant)
Lineage: Eukaryota; Metazoa; Arthropoda; Insecta; Hymenoptera; Formicidae
Exons: 4
Coding region: 78-1265 (395 amino acids)
Biological process (GO): detection of chemical stimulus involved in sensory perception of smell; sensory perception of smell
Cellular component (GO): plasma membrane
Molecular function (GO): olfactory receptor activity; odorant binding
Source: RefSeq, a predicted model, not a curated record
UCGAAAUACAUAGACAUAGGGCAACAUUCUGUCACAUAUGACCACUAUUCUUUUUUUGUAACUAACCGUUGUGAAACAUGAAGACACAUUGGAAUAAUGGUAUGGACUAUGGCUUCCGAGAGAUAAGAGUACUGAUGUGCAUGUUCGGAAUGUGGCCUUUGCAGCAAAAUAAUUUGGUCUGCACAUUUCGCUGGAUUUUGACAUUUAUUAUAGAGUCUUUCACAGUGACGAGUGUGAUGAUAGAUUAUUUUAAAAACUGCGAUGAUAUUAAGGACAGUCUGGAGCUUUUUCUUAUAAUAGAGGCUUCCUCUCAUGCGUUGAUAAAUAUUAUUUUGGCGCGUAUUUAUAAAAAAAGAAUUGCCAUCAACGUAAGUUCGGCAAUUGACGAUUGGUCUUUGUCCAUGAAGAAACAAUCUUAUGUAACAAUGAUGGAAUACGCACGAUUAGGCCGAAUAAUUAUUUUGUCUCAAUUGAUGAUUGGCAUUAUAUGCUCUUUCUUAUAUUUCCCUAUUGCCUUUAUCAGAAGUAAACAACAGGUUGCAACUAUCGGAAAUAAAACUCUAUCUUUAUGGAUUUUUGUCUUUCCGACAUCAUGUUUAUUUAAAGAUAUUUCGUACUCCACAUAUAAGACAAUUUUUGUCAUGCAAAUAUUACAGGGAUUCAUAAUGUAUGUAUCAGAGUGCAUAGGCGAUAGUUUUUUUUUCGCUAUUACUAUGCAUCUCUGCGGGCAACUAGAACUCCUAAGGAUUAGUUUCGUUGAAGUUGGAAGAAAAAUCACUGGGAGAAUUCAUUAUCGAAAUUUUUUGGGGCAAUGGAUCAGGAGACAUUAUGAACUGAUAAUACUGGCUAAAAAUAUUGAAGAUGUCUUUAAUCUGAAUUUAUUAAUUCGUUUGUCAAUAAUUACCGUAUUCAUUGCCAUAUCAGGAAUGCGUAUCAUUGUAUCUGUUAAGCAUCAGGAUUACACUGAUGUUAUGAAAAGUCUUUUGUUUGUCCAAUAUUAUAUCAUACAAUCCUUUUUGUUCACGCACACUAGCGAUGUUUUGCGAAAUAAAAGCGAAUCGAUAAUUUCGACGAUAUACGACUCAACGUGGUAUGAAUUUUCAUCCACCGCAAUGAAAGAUUUGAUACUCAUUAUGAUGAGAACGAAUAUCCCUCUGCAGCUCAGUGCUGGAAAAUUCUUUUAUAUCACGCGGAGCACGGUAACAGACAUUUUGAAAACUGCUUUGACAUAUAUAUCGUUUUUACAAGCGACGAUGGAGGAAUAAUUAUUUACUUAUCACAUUAUUGCAUGUAGAUAAAUUGUAG